This is a messenger RNA of Phycomyces blakesleeanus NRRL 1555(-), 405 nucleotides long. RefSeq lists its product as hypothetical. The record is from RefSeq and is a predicted model, not a curated record. The transcript has 3 exons. Lineage: Eukaryota; Fungi; Mucoromycota; Mucoromycetes; Mucorales; Phycomycetaceae. Bases 1 to 405 code for a protein of 134 amino acids.
AUGAACAAUACUGAUUAUACAGUUAUCCAAGUACUUCAGGGUAUGCAAGAAACACUUUGGGAUGUGCAAGAAACACUUCUUGCUUUGCAAAAAGGACAAGAAGCACUCCAAAAGGAACAAAAUCUCGGUGGGGCAAUUCCAAGAUCUGUACUAAAUAUCAAAGAUAUAACACUGGUACACAUCUACAGAAUGGUGAGUCGUGAUCUUGGAGUUGAACUGGAUAAGAAAACCAAGGCAAUUAUCAAUACUUGUACACGUCUUGUCUGCAAUGAACUGGCCUCCAUUCCUUCUAUACAUGCGUGUCUACUCGGAAACAAUGGUAUAGACUUUACCAGAUGCCAUAAGAACUGGGCGUCUGUUGCAAAAGUCAGCCAAUUACAGAAAAACCGUAAGAAGCAACAAUAG